AUGAGCGCAGAUAUUAGAGGAAGCGCUGCGCGCAGCUCAUCUGCUACUGAUGCAUCGUCCGAUACCAAUGAUCUAGGAACUCUUGCGAGAAGUGGAAUCUCAACAGUCAUUAUUGCUUCGGAAUGGCACUUCAAGCCAGCAGGAGUUAUGGAAGUUGAGAAACGUUUCGCAGAGAAGAGAGAUCGCAUGCGCGCUGACGGCUAUAUUCAAUGGCUCGAUCAGGAUCAUUAUUUCAAGCUUUUUUCAGAAAGACACCUCCUACCCCUUUUAGAAGAGAUGAAUCAGAUCACGAAAGCGAUAGUUGUACAAGAAGGUGGUGAUCGAGAUUCCGAUGAUGAACAUGAAGAAGCAGAUGGAUGUAGCGAAUGGUCAGCUGAGUUUCACAGCGAUUUAAUCGUGAAAGUGGAUGAGUACGAACCGUCUCAACACACACGCUCACCCAAUCCAGCUUCAGAUGAUACAUUUUAUCCAGAUACUAUCAAGACGUAUAGUUAUCGCGACAUCUGGAUCUAUCAUGGAGAAGAGUUAAUUGACGAGUUCUUGAAGCUAGCCAUAGUCCUGGAGUUGCAGACAAUAACAGACAGCAAGAUUGUGAAGUCACCUAGCCAAUCGAAGGUUUAUAUUGGUUCAGACAAGCGUGGCAGUGUUGAUGUAGUUGUCAAUAAACUCAACAAUAUUGCGAAGUAUAGUUCGACAUAUGCCUCGCAGUAUCAUAUUUUCUAUACAGAAGAAGUAGAACCGUGCAAGUUUAUCAUCAAAGCGUUUUCAGAGAUCAAGAAGAAAUACCUUGAAACUACUCUUUUUGAACAAGAGCAUCCUCCCGGAUUUCUAUUGACCAAAUUUACAGUUAGAGCUUGUCCAUGGAGCACAACCAAAGUAACAUUUAUUCCGAUAAAGAUUGGCAAGUACACUCCUGCAGUCCCAAGUCUAAGUACACAAAUCUCUGCAACAAAGCCAUGGGCUGGAUUUGUUUGGAAGUCUCGAGGAAGUCCAGAAAAUGAUCCCGUGAAAUACUUUCCUGGUGGAUACAAGAAGGAGAUUGAGAGACGAGAAAAGGAAGAUGUCAAAUCAAGCAAUGAAGAUAUCAGUCCAACAUGCGUUGAUAUUGAGGGCUGGGUAGCAAAUGCCACUACUACUACCGAUGCUUCGAAGGGAUUGGAUAUUUUAGACUGGAGAGGCACUAUGGACACGAGCCUGAAUUCUUUAGCUCGCUUGGCAAUGGCCUCGGAAUCGGACUCAUACGUAGCAUAUGAGAAGCCGAACGCCGAAAGUUGGAACCAUACAAUUCAUCAAGAGAUACCAGCCAACCUCAGUGUGCCUCCUCCUCCGGCAAAAUAUAGAGGUAUUCCCUCAGAGUUAGAGAGAAACCUGCUAAGUGGGGAGCUUUCAACGGAUAGAGUUACAAUCGAGCCUUGUACUACGCAGUCGUGUCUUCUUGAUUCUGCAAUUGAUGCGGAAUUGGCGAGUUUUGAUUGGAACGCAUUGAGACACAAAGCUACGGAGAAUACGCUUGUUGAUAUUAGCUCAAGUCCAACUAGAUCCCCUAAUUUGAGGAUAUUUGAUACGGCAGACGACUCUGAUGCUUUAGGCGCUCAAAAGUUUACGGCCUUAGAACCACCAGCACUAUCAUCCUCGCUGAGGUCGCUGGCAUCGCCACAGCUUCCGUCGGAAGAGCUUGAGAGCUUGAUGAAUUUGGCACCUGCUUCGAUGAGAGGCUCAACAUCGAAUCCUAGUAAUGAGCUCUUGAACUCAAUGGCAUAUCCCGAACUGCCAGGAUCGAAGCCUACUUUGAUCUCUCCUAACAAUUGGCCAAUAUUACCCUCUCCCCAACGUGAGGGCUCCUCAGAGUCAAAAGCUCGUCGCGAAAAUCAAUUGCCGCAGCCUCGCCGUCAAAAAGAGGAUGAGACUCGUACUCGAGUUUUCCACAAGACCAUGGGUCAAAAGGCAUCAAUCAAAAAAGAAGUGGCAAAGCCGGUCAUUGUGCCAAUGCAACAGGAGUCAUUCCUGAAAAACUUCGAAUUCAUGUUUAGUGAUUUGAUGUCGCCAGUGAGAGGCUUUCGCGGCGAGGUCAAGGUGCACAUAGACUUUGGUAGAAUCUUACUGGGUAAUCUCCCGGUGAAGAUUGUUUCGAAAGAGGAACAGAACAAACCAUAUGAUGAGGACUUUAUUAUUCCACAUCUGUACCCCCCGAUCGGCGCCAAACUUAGGGAGGGAGAUGGCCCUGAAGUUACGUUCACCAAUAUCCUAACAGCGUUGGAAGCCGAUACCACCUUCCUCUUUAACCUCAAAAACAAUGAAGGUGUUCGUCUCUGGUCCGAGAAGUGUUCCGAGUGGAAAGUUACCUAUGAGUUCACAUGCCUAGAAUUGCGUACUGACAAAUUGUUUAUCAUUGAGAUCGAUGCAGAGACCUUCGAAACUCACAUUGUGGUGUUGAAAAGAUGCGGCGGAACGUAUGUCCAUGGUACAAUGCGUCACUGGGAUCUGCAGCUUAAUGUCGAGGGAAUUGAAGACGAAGAAGAUAUCCGAAGUAACUGGCCUGGUUAUGACGAGCUAGCUACAGAGAUACAACGAACCCUCUACAUUCCUCCUGGAAACGAGAAACCAAAUCACGCGCUUAAACUCCCGAAGCACAUAAUGGACUAUUUCAUUAUAUAUCAUCUGAAGAUUCGCAAGACUAGAAGUUAUAUCAGUCCUGAUGGAAACGCUAAACUGAAUAUCACAGAGGUGGAUAAAUCUCGUGGUCACGAAUUGCAGGUUAAAGAUCAAGGAAUCUUGGUGUAUGUUUUCCAAGAGGAGAAAAGAGAUCUCAACGUCGAGACGAAUUGGCAAGAAGUUUCCAUUACAUCUGUGGCGAUGGACAAACUUCUUGAACAGAAUAUGACACUCGAGCUUGGCGAGGAGGUACAAUGGACGGCUCAGGAUCUGGCAGCAAAGAAAGUUUCUAACACUCUCAUCAAACCCGCAUGUACCAUGUUAGCGCAGAUGGACGGUGUUGGUUUCUACAACGAUGGUCAGGAUCUCGGUCAAGUCUUCAAGUCUUAG
Molecule: messenger RNA, 3042 nt
Organism: Botrytis deweyae
Lineage: Eukaryota; Fungi; Ascomycota; Leotiomycetes; Helotiales; Sclerotiniaceae
Exons: 6
Coding region: 1-3042 (1013 amino acids)
Source: RefSeq, a predicted model, not a curated record